AAAUUUUCUACCUAAAAUUUCUGGCUCCGCCUUCAACACCUCCGAGCUUUUCUCGUCUCCCACACAACAGAGAGGAAAAUGAGCAGUGGCCUCACUUUAAAUCCGUUAUUCUCGUUUAAAUUUCCGUUGAAAAAUCUCUCUAAUUAUUGUUUUUUCCAACCGGGCAUCUCCAAACUCUACACCAGAAAAAGAAAAUUAUCUAACAUUUCAUGUACUCGUCUUGACGAUUCUCAGAGGACCACAAAUCAACAGCAACUCAACCUCUCUGUUCUUCGAUUCACUCUCGGAAUACCUGGACUGGACGAAUCAUACUUACCCAGAUGGAUUGGAUACGCUUUUGGUUCGCUUCUGCUCUUGAACCAUUUUGUGGGUUCAAAUUCAACCACCACCACACCAGCACAGCUUAGAUCAGAGGCUUUGGGUCUUUCUUUGGCUGCAUUCUCUAUUGUUCUUCCUUACCUCGGACAAUUUCUCAAGGGUGCUACUACUCAAGUGGAUCAGGCAACUCUCCCUGAAGGUGCUGGGCAAAUCUUUGCCAUGUCACAAAAUAUUUCAGAUACUCUAAAGGAGGAUUUGGCUUGGGGAACUUACAUACUGUUGCGCAAUACAAACACCAUAUCCGUGCUUAUAUCAGUUCGAGGUGCAUUAUGUGUACGUGGAUAUUGGAACACACCAGUAGAUUUAUCAAAAGACCAUGUACUUGAUUGGUUUGAGAAGCAGAUUGAGCGGAUUGGCCUCUCUGAUCUGGAGGACACCCUCUAUUUUCCUCAGCGUGCAGAUUCAGAAAUCUGGGAUAUGCUCCCCAAGGGGGUUGGUUCUCUCCUGGUACAACCAGUGCUGCAAUCUCCGAACCGAAGAAACAAUCAAAUGGAGAAGGCUGAGGGAUUUGUCCUGCUAGCUUCUACCAUCAACUAUGCAUAUAGCAUUAGAGACAGAGGCUGGAUAGGAGCUGUUGCUAACAAAUUCAGAGACGAGGGCACUGUUUAAGACAGUUUAUGCAAAUAAAACGAUCACUAAUUCGCACUAGUCCAAUCUCUGAGAUAAAUGGAGAAGUCCAUCUAUUUUGUCUAAUUUUUAUUCAUGCCAAUGUGAAUGGUUGAUUGUGCAUAUGGAAUGUGAAUAUGGGCAUUUGCUAUUUUGGCGCCUUUUUUGCCCUCAUUUUGAAGAUUAAAAAGAGUCACUUCUAUGUUUCAGAAGAGUUCUGCAUCCAAAUUAUUGCUACUGGAAGCCCUAUUAUGUUUCUAGUAUGCUUCCGCAGAAGAGGAGGAAGGAUAAUGAAGAAAGAGUUGUUGCAAAAGAUUAUAUAAUUUCAAUGAGUAAAGUAAAAUUAUUUCUUAAAUAUGAAAAAUAA
Cornus florida is the source of this 1351-nucleotide messenger RNA. Its product is annotated as protein COFACTOR ASSEMBLY OF COMPLEX C SUBUNIT B CCB2, chloroplastic. Gene Ontology annotation, biological process: cytochrome b6f complex assembly. The transcript is spliced from 6 exons. NCBI's taxonomy places the organism in Eukaryota, Viridiplantae, Streptophyta, Magnoliopsida, Cornales, Cornaceae. The coding region runs from base 79 to 987 and encodes 302 amino acids. The record is from RefSeq and is a predicted model, not a curated record.